AUGGGUGCUUCAUCUUCGACGGACAACAAAGAGUUAUCGGAGAAGCGAGAAAUCGAAAGCCUUGCUGCUUCAACCGGAGCUCUUCCUUUGCUUCAACGAUCUUUCUCCAAGCUCGCCGAUUCUCAGACCAGCACAGUUUCUUUUCAAUCAUUCAAGCAAAGUUUCUGCUUGAGCUACGAUACAACUACUACUGAAGGAGACCAGAAAGUUCCAGAUUCGUUUCCCAAAUUGUUGGAGCAUUUAGGAUCAUCUUUAGUAGAUUUGUUCUUCGUACCUGAGAAAGAAGGACUGAGUUGGGUCGAGUUCGCUAGAGGAUAUGUCAAAUGCUGCGGAAGAAUGUCUGCUUCAAUGUCUUUCAACACUUUGUUGAGAGUGUUUCAUCUGACAGCUAAAAACGCAGGCCUUUCUUCAAAGCUUGAGUUUGAAUCUGAUGAAGCUGAUUGUAAGAUCAACGGGUCGAUUUCGACUGUAGAGUUGCUUAUGUUUCUAUGGAUGUGUUGGACAAUGUCGUGGGAUGGUCGAAGCACAAAGUCAGCAGAGCUGUUUCUUCCGGAUAUUAGCCACUUGGUUCUAUCAGCACUUGUGUCUUGCACUGAAUCUGGAACCAGUUUAGAUGUUUGGGACUGUGAUGUUUUCGGAUUAGAACUCGAACUUCCUAUCGGAAAGUUUCUUACUUGGGCUUUGUCAACGAUUCCAAACAUCACUGAGUGCCUUUCUCACUUUUGUAACUCGAGGCUUCAACAUUCUUUAAAUGUAAAGGAUGGAUCUGGACCGUCAAAGUCAUCUGGUGGAGAUGAUUCUGCGUCCAAGACAUGUGAGAACACGCUUCUAACAUGUGGAAGGGCAUGGGCGAUCUCUUUGACGAGCAAAAAUACAAUAAACGAGGAGAUCUUGAGCUCUUGCUUUCCCUGCAAUAGCGAUGAGACCAAUGAACAUCUUCUUUACCGCUCAUACUAUCACGGGAAAGGCAUGAAUAGACUGUGGUCCAACGUUGAAGGGUAUCAUGCUCCGAUGCUAGUGAUGGUUUCUGCAAGCUGUGGAGUCGAUCAUGAAGGUAGUUCAAGCGAGAGGAAGUGGGUCAUUGGUGUAAUAUUGCAGCAAGGUUUUGAGAACAAAGAUGCAUUUUACGGAAGCUCUGGGAGCUUGUUCUCCAUUAGUCCGGUCUUUCACGCAUUCUCUUCUUCAGGGAAGGAGAAAAACUUUGCGUACAGCCAUCUUCAUCCUUCUGGUAGAGUCUACGACGCGAACCCUAAACCUGUUGGGAUUGGAUUCGGUGGAACACAAGGAAACGAGAGAGUUUUCAUUGAUGAAGACUUUGCUAAGAUCACAAUCCGUCAUCAUGCUGUUGAUAAAACUUACCAGCCAGGCUCUCUUUUCCCAAACCAGGGUUAUUUACCAGUAGAGGCUUCGGUGUUGGAUAUUGAAGCAUGGGCAUUAGGUGGAAAAACUGCCAAGGAGAUUCAAGAAACAUACAAGAAAAGAGAAGAGCUUUUCAAUGACCAACGUCGAAAGAUCGACUUGAAGACGUUUACGAAUUGGGAAGAUUCACCUGAGAAAAUGAUGAUGGACAUGAUGGGUAAUCCCGGUGCUCCUCAAAAGAGAAGAGAGUUAAAUGAAUGA
This is a messenger RNA of Thlaspi arvense, 1620 nucleotides long. NCBI's taxonomy places the organism in Eukaryota, Viridiplantae, Streptophyta, Magnoliopsida, Brassicales, Brassicaceae. The record is from the annotation of a GenBank genome assembly.